AUGGCAUUCACACAAGCAGCAAAUGUUGUUGAAAGAAUGAUUGGCCACGGGGACAAUGCCACAGUGACUACAGAUGUCAGCAACUACAAUGACCAUGGCAUGGAAACAGGAGAAAGAAUCCUGGCGACAACUUGGCAAGGCAAAAACAAUGUCAAAUUAGUGGAAAUGCCAAAACCGUCCGUUAUUGACCCAGGCGACGUGGUCGUCCGAGUGACGGGGAGCACCAUUUGCGGGAGCGACUUGCAUCUGUAUCAUGGAGUUAUUCCCCAGCUCGAGAAAGGUGAUGUUCUGGGACACGAGUGCUGUGGGAUAGUGGAACUAGUUGGCCCAGAAGCCAAUCGCCUCGAAGUCGGCCAACGCGUCGUCGUAUCAUUUCCAAUUGCCUGUGGAGACUGCGAAAAUUGUCGAAACCAACGCUUCUCUCAGUGCGAGAGGACCAAUGAGAACACCAUUGAGAAUGCAAUGUAUGGAAAGCGAACAGCUGGCAUGUUCGGGUAUUCCCACUUUACAGGAGGCUUCGCCGGUGGACAAGCCGAGUACAUUCGAGUGCCAUACGGCAACAUAAAUCUUCUGCCCAUACCAGAUGAUGUACCUGACGAGAAAGCACUCUAUCUAUCGGACGUGGUUGCUACCUCGUGGCACUGUGUGGUUGACACCGGGGUCAAGCAAGGGGACGUUGUUGGCAUCUGGGGUGCUGGCCCUAUCGGCCAGAUGUGUGCUGAAUUUUCCUUCUCCCAUGGGGCUAGUCGUGUGAUCCUCAUCGAUGGUGGGGAUGCUUCGUGGCGCCUGGAGUACGUGAAGGGGAAACUGCCGAAACUUGAGACAAUUGAUUUCACCAAUCUGGCUGGAAAAUCAGUGACAGCAGGGAUCAAAGAGCUGGUUCCAGGUGGCCUCGAUGUUGCCUUGGAGUGUGCGGCAGGCGAAUAUGCUAAAGGCUGGGCGCACUACUUUGAACAGAUGCUUGGAAUGGAGACCGAUACCUCGGAGCUUCUCAACGAGAUGAUCACUUCUGUUCGGUCAUUUGGCCGUGUUGGAGUCACGGGUAUCUACGCGGGAUAUGUGAGUUGUUCUUCAAGAGUCGUCAAUUACUCCACUAACCUCGGAACACGCAUGCAGACCAAUCAUUUCAAUAUCGGCGCUCUUAUGGAGACCGGAGUUCGAUUGAUAGGUAAUGGGCAGGCUCCUGUUCACAAAUACUGGGGGGAUUUGAUGAGUCUGAUCCAAAAGAAUGAGAUCAAUCCGUUGAACAUGGUCACCCACCGACUUCGCCUUGAGGACAUCGAGCGAGUUUACGAGGUCUUUGAGCGACGUGACCAAGGGAUGCAGAAGGUUUUCUUAGAAACCAAGCACUCUGGACCCCCGGCAAAGGGGAGCCUCGAGUUAAGCACACUGUGA
Messenger RNA from Penicillium brevicompactum, 1395 nucleotides. Its product is annotated as zinc-dependent alcohol dehydrogenase. Bases 1 to 1395 code for a protein of 464 amino acids. Gene Ontology annotation, molecular function: oxidoreductase activity; zinc ion binding. The transcript is spliced from 4 exons. The record is from RefSeq and is a predicted model, not a curated record. Lineage: Eukaryota; Fungi; Ascomycota; Eurotiomycetes; Eurotiales; Aspergillaceae.